Molecule: messenger RNA, 4420 nt
Organism: Mandrillus leucophaeus (drill)
Lineage: Eukaryota; Metazoa; Chordata; Mammalia; Primates; Cercopithecidae
Gene: TMC5
Product: transmembrane channel-like 5
Exons: 21
Coding region: 709-3621 (970 amino acids)
Cellular component (GO): plasma membrane
Molecular function (GO): mechanosensitive monoatomic ion channel activity
Source: RefSeq, a predicted model, not a curated record
AACUUGGGACCUGAGUGAGGUCUUCAUUGUUGCAGACUCUGUGGACAGAGGCCAUAGGUGCAGCUGUGAUGUCAGAGGUGGGAGACUGAUUUGCAUUUUCAGCAGGUGAGACCUGGUUAUUCAUUGGUUGGUGAGGAAAGAGAUGAUAGCCAGGGUGGCGUAAAACGGCAGUGAGCUCAGUAAACAACCCCCUCCCCGUGGUCUUGGUGGCAUCCCGCCCAGCCGUGUGACCAAGACAGCAAGGAGCAGCCUUUAAGGCAACACGGCAGAGUGGCAGAAAAAGAUGGGCCUUACCGGUUAGUUAAGAAGAAAAGAGGACCUGGUGCCUGUCCCUCUAGCUUUGAACUACAAAGUAGAGGGGAAUUUUAUCUGGAUUUUCCUGCAGAACUGAGGGCAGGACAUGAGGUUCUGCCUGCAGUCAGCAACUUGGAAUAUUCAGACUUCAGACCAGCAUCACAGAUUAUAACCGUCCGUAAAUCACCCGCAGCCCAGCUCCCAUCAAAAGCCAGCCUGCAAGACCCAUGGACACGUGACUCCAGUGUUGCCAACAACAUCUUAAGAUCAAGUUGGUUUGAGCAACGUGAGCAUCUAUUUGGGACAAAGCAAGAACAAUAAGGGUAAAAAAGUGAAAAAAAAAAAAAAAAGAUCCCUGAGUAAUUGCAAAUGCUGGGACAGUUUACCACUCCAAGGUGAAGAGUCCGUACCAACAUGUCUGCCUACUACAGGAAUAACGGAUCUGAGGAAGACCCAGAUUACCCUGGCUAUUCAGGGUCUCAGAACCGUAUGCAGGGGUAUUUGAAAACUCAGGGUUAUCCAGAUGUUCCAAGUCCUCUGAACAAUCCAGACUACCCUGGCCCCAGGAACAAUCCAUACUCUGUAGCCUCCAGAACACGUCCAGACUAUCCAGGGUCUCUAGCAGAACCAAAUUAUCCUGGAUCUCUGAGUAAUCCAGACUAUUCUGGCACCAGAAGCAAUGCAUACUCUGCAGCCUCUAGAACAAGCCCAGACCAUCCUACCUCUCUACCAGAGCCAGAUUAUAGUGAAUUUCAGAGUCAUCCAUACCACCAAGCAUCAUCCAGACAGCCAGACUACCUUGGAUCUCAACGAAAUCCUGAUUUUGCAGGCUCUAGCAGCAGUGGAAACUAUGCACGCUCCAGAACACAUCCAGAUCAUUUUGGCUCCUUAGAACCAGACUACCCUGGAGCUCAGAGCAACUCUGAUCAUCCUGGACCUAGAGCCAAUUUGAACCAUCCAGGCUCCAGAAGGAAUCUAGAACAUACAAGUUUUAGAAUCAAUCCGUACACAGACUCUCUGGGAAAGCCUGAUUACCCAGGCGCUGACAUUCAACCUAACUCUCCACCCUUUUUUGGGGAGCCAGACUAUCCCGGCACUGAGGACAAUCAGAACUUGCCAAGCACUUGGAGAGAACCUGAUUAUUCAGAUGCUGAGAAUGGUCAUGAUUAUGACUCUUCUGAGACCCCAAAGAUGACCAGGGGGGCACUCAGCAGAAUAUCUUCAAUCCAGCCCUUGUUUCACCACAGGAGUGACGGCCCCUUGGGCAACCUUUGGGGAGAGAAUGAAGAUUACCCUGAAGGCAUUGAAAUGGCAUCCAUGGAGAUGGCAAACUCAUAUGGCCACUCUCUGCCGGGUGCUCCUGGAAAUGGCUAUGCUUAUGGAAACCCAUCAUUGUCUGAAUAUGAUUGGCACAAGUCACCCCAAGGACAGAAGUUAAUUGCAUCUCUUAUACCCAUGACAUCCAGAGACAGAAUUAAAGCCAUCAGGAACCAGCCAAGGACCAUGGAAGAGAAAAGGAACCUUAGGAAAAUAGUUGACAAAGAAAAAAGCAAACAGACCCAUCGUAUCCUUCAGCUCAAUUGCUGUGUUCAGUGUCUGAACUCCAUUUCACGGGCUUAUCGGAGAUCCAAGAACAGCCUGUCGGAAAUUCUCAAUUCCAUCAGCCUGUGGCAGAAGACGCUGAAGAUCAUUGGAGGCAAGUUUGGAACCAGCGUCCUCUCCUAUUUCAACUUUCUGAGAUGGCUUUUGAAGUUCAACAUUUUCUCAUUCAUCGUGAACUUCAGUUUCAUCAUCAUCCCUCAGUUUACCGUAGCGGAAAAGAACACCCUCCAGUUCACCGGGCUGGAGCUUUUCACUGGGGUGGGUUAUUUUAGGGACACAGUGAUGUACUAUGGCUUUUACACCAAUUCCACCAUCCAGCACGGGAACAGUGGGGCAUCCUACAACAUGCAAUUGGCCUACAUCUUCACGAUUGGAGCGUGCUUGACCACCUGCUUCUUCAGUUUGCUAUUCAGCAUGGCCAAGUACUUCCGGGACAACUUCAUUAACCCCCACAUUUACUCUGGAGGGAUCACUAAGCUGAUCUUUUGCUGGGACUUCACUGUCACUCAUGAAAAAGCUGUGAAGCUAAAACAGAAGAAUCUCAGCACCGAGAUAAGGGAGAACCUGUCAGAGCUCCGUCAGGAGAAUGCCAAGUUGACGUUCAAUCAGCAGCUGACCCGCUUCUCUACCUACGUGAUGGCCUGGGUUGUCUCUACAGGGGUGGCCAUAGCCUGCUGUGCAGCCGUUUAUUACCUGGCUGAGUACAACUUAGAGUUCCUGAAGACGCACAGUAACCCUGGAGCGGUGCUGUUACUGCCUUUCGUUGUGUCCUGCAUUAAUCUGGCCGUGCCGUGCUUCUACUCCAUGUUCAGGCUCGUGGAGAGGUACGAGAUGCCGCGGCACGAAGUCUACAUUCUCCUGAUUCGAAACAUCCUUUUGAAAAUAACAAUCGUUGGCAUUCUUUGUUACUAUUGGCUCAACAACGUGGCCCUGUCUGGUGAAGAGUGUUGGGAAACUCUCAUUGGCCAGGACAUCUACCGUCUCCUUCUGAUGGAUUUUGUGUUCUCUUUAGCCGAUUCCUUCCUGGGAGAGUUUCUGAGGAGACACUCACCCUCUCUCCCUCGCAGGAUUGGAAUCUUCUUCUGCCCCCUGCUGCCCCUUAUCCAAAUGAUUAUGCUUUUCAUCAUGUUCUACACCAAAAACAUCAGCCUGAUGAUGAAUUUCCAGCCUCCGAGCAAAGCCUGGCGGGCCUCACAGAUGAUGACUUUCUUCAUCCUCUUGCUCUUUUUCCCAUCCUUCACCGGGGUCUUGUGCACCCUGGCCAUCACCAUCUGGAGAUUGAAGCCUUCAGCUGACUGUGGUCCUUUUCGAGGUCUGCCUUUCUUCAUUCACUCCAUCUACAGCUGGAUCGACACCCUGAGUACACGGCCUGGCUACCUGUGGGUUGUCUGGAUCUAUCGGAACCUCAUUGGAAGCGUGCACUUCUUUUUCAUCCUCACCCUCAUUGUGCUAAUCAUCACCUAUCUUUACUGGCAGAUCACAGAGGGAAGGAAGAUUAUGAUCAGGCUGCUCCAUGAGCAGAUCAUUAAUGAAGGCAAAGAUAAAAUGUUCCUGAUAGAAAAGUUGAUCAAGCUGCAGGAUAUGGAGAAGAAAGCAAACCCCAGCUCACUCGUUCUGGAAAGGAGAGAGGUGGAGCAACAAGACGCUUUGCAUUUGGGGGAACGUGAUAGCAGUCUUGACUUGCGAUUUAGAAGAUCAGUUCAAGAAGGUAAUCCAAGGGCCUGAUGACUGUUUUGGUAACCAGACACCAAUCAAAUAAAGAGAGGAGAUGAAAAUGGAACAAUUUCUUUCAUGCCACCUGUGUCUUUAGGAACUGCCCAGAAGAAAAUCCAAGCCUUUAGCCAGGAGUAGAAACUGACUACAAUGUAAAUAUCAAAGUAAAAUUGGGCAUUCCUUGCUAUUUUUUACACCUGGAUUGCUGAUUUUUCAAGACAAAAUACUUGGGGUUUUCCAAUAAAGAUUGUUGUAAUAUUGAAAUGAGCCCACAAAAACCUAGGAAGAGACAACUAGGGAAUAAUGUAUUUUAUCUUCAAGAAAUGUGUGCAUGAUUGAUUGGUUCUUAGAAAUCUCUCCUGCCAGACUUCCCAGACCUGGCAAAGGUUUAGAAACUGUUGCUAAGAAAAGUGGUCCAUCCUGAAUAAACAUGUAAUCCUCAAGCAGGGAUAUGAAGCCUCUGAAUUGUAGAACCUGCAUUUAUUUGUGACUUAGAACUAAAAACAUCCCCCAUGUCCCAAAGGUGGAAUACAACCAGAGGUCUCAUCUCUGAACUUUCUUGCGUAUUGAUUACAUGAGUCUUUGGAGUCAGGGAUGGAGGAGGUUCUGCCCCAUGAGGUGUUAUACAUGACCAUCAAAGUCCUACAUCAAACUAGCUUUGCACAGUGGCAGUACCGUAGCCAGUGAGAUUUAUCUGAGACGUGAUUAUUGCUAAUUGAAACUUUUCCCAAUACCCCACUGUGAUGACUUGAAAUAUAAUCAGCACUGGCAAUUUUUGACAGUCUCUACGGAGACUGGGUAAGAAAAAAAA